Ectocarpus siliculosus is the source of this 1384-nucleotide messenger RNA. The record is from the annotation of a GenBank genome assembly. Lineage: Eukaryota; Phaeophyceae; Ectocarpales; Ectocarpaceae.
UGCUGCUAAUGCGAGUACACACACGCGAAACAUGACCUCUGCUGCUGAUUCUCAUAGGGCGAGGCGGCCUCCCAUGGCACUGGUGGCUACUGCUCUGUUGGUAGCACCUGGUGCCGCCUUUACAGCAUCAACUUUGCCAUUCCAGUAUCGACAGCCGUCGUCUAGCAGAAGAUUGCAGCAGCGAGCUUGGGAGCAGUCAUCCCGCCCUGUCUGUGGCGCUCCGGUGCUCGCAGCUAAAGGAAAAGGGGGCAAGGAGGGGGAAGCGGCAGCGCCUGCCAUCGACAUCGAGACGGUCUCGAGCGAGCUGCUGAUGGUACAGCAGGAGGCAGAGAAGGAGAUGAAGGCGGCCACAACUCUGCAGGAGCUAGAAGACCUUCGACGCAAGUACAUGACAAAGAAGGGACCAGUGCAGAAGGUCAUGGGGCAAAUGAGACUCCUCAGCCCGGAAGAUAAGCCGAAGCUGGGUAAGGUUAGCAACGUAGUAAAGGCGUCCUUGGAGGAAACGCUCAAGUCUUCCAAGGACGCGCUCGAGAACGCUGCCGUCGAGGCGGAGAUGGAGAAGGACAAGGUGGACGUCACGCUGCCCGGGAUCCAAAGCGGGAGGCACGCCCCGCACGGGCACCGGCACCCGCUGUCCAUCAUGACGGAGCUGGCCACGGACGUUUUCAUAGACAUGGGGUACUCCCUUGUCGACGGCGUGGAGGAUGCUCCCGAGAUCGAGAACGACUACUACUGCUUCGAGGCGCUAAACUGCCCCAAGGACCACCCGGCGAGGGAUAUGCAGGACACGUUCUACAUCGAGCACGAGGAGGGGGAGGAGCCCCUGCUCCUGCGCACUCACACGUCCUCGGUGCAGAUCCGGGCCCUGGAGAGGCUGAAGCCGCCGCUCGCCAUCGUGGCGCCCGGCCGGGUGUACCGCCGAGACACGCCGGACGCCACCCACAACCCCGAGUUUCAUCAGAUCGAGAUUCUCAACGUCCGAAAGUCGGGGGAGCUGCACCUGGGCCACCUCAAGGGUACGGUGGACCAUUUCCUCAAGAAGAUGUUCGGGCCGGACGUGAAGACGAGGUACCGGGGGAGCUACUUCCCCUUCACGGAGCCCAGCAUGGAGGUGGACAUCUGGUUCAAGGGGAAGUGGAUGGAGGUGUUAGGGUGCGGCAUGGUGGACCCUCGCGUGCUUGAGAUGGCCGGAGUUGACCCCGAGGAGUACUCGGGCUUCGCGGCCGGGUUCGGGGUGGAGCGUUUCGCCAUGGUCUUGUUCGGGGUGCAGGACCUUCGCAACUUCUGGAGUAGCGACAUGAGGUUCCUGGAGCAGUUCCCAGCGGACAUUCAGGACAUGAAGGAUGCCGUCAAAUCCGGCAGUUUAGGUGACCCAGUUGCCUGA